This is a messenger RNA of Malaclemys terrapin pileata, 5886 nucleotides long. RefSeq names its product ADNP homeobox 2 (gene ADNP2). The transcript has 5 exons. Gene Ontology annotation, molecular function: DNA binding. Gene Ontology annotation, cellular component: nucleus. The record is from RefSeq and is a predicted model, not a curated record. Gene Ontology annotation, biological process: regulation of gene expression. NCBI's taxonomy places the organism in Eukaryota, Metazoa, Chordata, Testudines, Emydidae. The coding region runs from base 250 to 3396 and encodes 1048 amino acids.
UUGUGAGGAGCGGGAGGCGGAGGCUGCCGCGCGGACCCACGCACCGGGGAGGCGGAGAGGAGCGGGCGAGCUCCCCCUACAGCCUGGCCGGUAGUUAAAACCCACAUCAUCCAGAGAAGGAAGAGAGGUUAAAGGGAAGAUGAAAGGAUUGAGUUAGUUGGCUGCCUUGUUCAGAGUGUACUGCCUCUUGUGCACCUUCCAUAAUGACUGUGAAGUCCUCUGGCCGUCAGACUUCAGGAAAAGUGCAAAAUGUUUCAAAUUCCUGUUCAAAAUCUUGAUAAUAUCAGGAAGUCUCGAAAAAAGGUGAAGGGCAUUCUUGUGGAUAUUGGGCUUGACAGCUGCAGGGAGUUAUUGCAGAAUCUUAAAGGUUAUGAUCCAGGAGAAAAAUAUUUUUGCAACACUUCAUGGAGUGAUGUGUCUCCUUGGGAGUCUGUGGGCAAAAGGAAGAGAUACAGAACAAAGCCGUACUGCUGUAGCCUAUGCAAGUUCUCCUCAAAAUUUAUUACUUCAUUCAAGAAUCAUUUGCACCGUUACCAUGAAGAUGAAAUGGACCAAGAGCUGGUGGUUCCUUGCCCAAAAUGUGCAUUUGCUUCUGAUUCAAAAAUAGUGGGAAAACACAUCCGGAUGUUUCACUCUUCUAAUAGGAAAAUACAGAACUACACAGUGAGCAUUUUAGGUGGCAUGAAACAAUUCAGGAGUGACAUUAUAAACUUCACAUGUCUAAAAUGUCACUUUACAGACACACUGUACUACAAUAUGAAGAAACAUGUGCUGAUGAACCAUUUUCAAAAUUUAAUAAGCACAUAUUUUGGCCAGAGACCAGAUGAUAUUGAAGAGAAUUUUAUUGAGCACUACUGUAAGAAAUGUAAUGCUUCUGCAAACAGCCAAGAUUCUUUAAUGUAUCAUGUCUUAACAUCUGAUAUGCACAGAGAUCUGGAGAAUAAACUUAGAUCUGUGAUUUCAGAACAUAUUAAGAAACCAGGACUUGUGAAGCAAAUGCAUAUUGCUCCCAAGCCUCCCACAACUAUAGCUGCUCCAUCUUUAAUGCCCACCACUGCUCCAUCAAGCUCCGUUACUACUCCAACUUGCAUUCAACUUGCAUUUCCUCAGAAUAAUCAAAAGCAAACCAUGGUACAGGGGAAACCAGUUCAAAACACAGUUAAACCUCUGACUGUUUCAAAUGCCUCUGGUAGCCUUACACAUACAUCUCCUGCUCCAGUUGUUACUCCACCACAUGUUACUCUUGUAUCCAGUCCGCUCCCUGUAGGUCAGAAUGUUAAUCUUCAACCGCCAGUUCCACAACCUGUCUUUGUUUCCCAUAGGGUCCCUCUUAAUCAGCCUGUCAGGCCUGGGGUUCUCCCCCUUACUCAACCUGUUGGGACCAUAAAUAGACCUGUUGCUCCUGGGGUUCUUCCACUUAGUCAACCUGUCAGGCCUGGUCUUCUUCCUGUUAAUCAGCCUAUUGGGACCAUAAAUAGUCUGGUUGCACCUGGGGCUCUCCCAAUAGCUCAGCCUGUUGGUCCUGUAAAUAGUCAUGUUGGACCUGGAGUUCUCCCACUAACUAGACCUAUUGCACCUGGGGUUCUCCCUAUAAAUCGACCUGUUGGGAAUAUGAAUCAACCCAUUGGUCCUGGGGUUCUUCCUGUGCCCCAGACUGUUACCUCAGGGGUUCUCCAGCUUAAUCAGCCUGUUACUUCAGGGAUUCUCCCUGUAAAUCAGCCCAUCAGACCUGGAGUUUCUCAAAAUACCACUUUCCUGACUGCAGGACCUAUACUUAGACAGUUAAUUCCAACUGGUAAGCAGGUUAAUGGGAUACCUACAUAUACCCUUGCACCAGUUUCAGUUACUUUGCCUGUACCACCUGGUGGCGGGGUAGCAACUGUUACACCACCGCAAAUGCCCAUUCAGCUAAUGCAGUCUGGCACAGUAACUCAGAUAUCUCGCUCUCCAGCUAGUGCACCUUCUCCUCCUGUUGUUGUGACUUCUUCCCACAAUAUGUCUGCGCAGGCUUCUCCACCUGCUCCUGAAACAAGCCAAGCCCUCAAACAGGCUAAGCAAUGGAAGACAUGCCCUGUUUGCAAUGAGCUCUUCCCAUCAAAUGUCUAUCAGGUCCACAUGGAAGUGGCUCAUAAGCACAAUGCAAUAAAAACAGAGGAAACCCUUGAACCUGACAAGCUUGCAGUAUGUGCACCCUUUUUGAGGUGGAUGAAAGAGAAGACUGUCCGGUGUUUCUCUUGCAAAUGUUUCCUGUGUGAGGAAGAACUUAUAAAACAUCUACUGAUGCAUGGUUUAGCUUGUUUGUUCUGUACGUAUACUUUCCGUGAUCUAAAAAGCCUUGUGGAACACAAUAAGACUGUGCAUAAUGGAAAGAAGAAGUUACAUGAAGACUACAGCAACAGAGGAUUUCAGCUAGAUAAUGAUGCUGAUGGUGACCUUAUAUUUCCACAUUUUGACUUCAGUACAAUGUUACCCAAAGAAGAACUUGGUGAAAAGGAAGUACACUUGGCAGUACUUGCGGGGGUAAACUCGAGGACCCUUGUACCUGUCUACAUCAAAGUGAAGCCUCAGACAGCUGAAGUGAACAAUAUGUGCAGCAAAAAGGUAUUUACGUGCCCCUUUUGUUUUGGUACUUUCAUUAGCAAAGAAGCCUAUGAAAUGCAUUUGAAAGAGAGGCAUCAUAUCAUGCCAACUGUACACACAAUUUUAAAGUCCCCUGCUUUCAAGUGCAUCCAUUGCUGUGGGGUCUACACUGGAAAUAUGACUCUGACAGCUAUUGCUGUGCAUUUGCUCCGCUGCAGAAGUGCUCCCAAAGACAGCAACUCAAGUAUGAAAGUGCCGCUUGAGCGCAAUGAGAAGAAAGAGCUAUCACUUGUGAAUGGGGAAAAGCAUGACUCUGUCUCUCAAUCUGCUAAAAGAAAACAAUCUGAUCUAUGCUCUGUUGCAGAGGACCAAAGGAAUAAAGAACAGCAGCCUCAGUCCUUAAAUACUGGCACAGCUCUAGCUCCAGAUAAAGACGUGAAUCUAGGGGUAGUGCCUGUCAAACGACAAAAGGUUGAAAGCAGGACUGAGAUGAAAGGACCUCCUUCAAGUGAGGACCUCCACAUUCUAGCAUUAGAUCCUAAACAGUAUGAACACAGUUCAUAUGAAGCUCGAAAGCAGUUUCUGGCAGAUUACUUUCACAAGAGGCCGUAUCCUACAAAAAAGGAGAUGGAAUUACUGUCCUCAAUGCUAUGUGUAUGGAAAAUGGAUGUUGCAUCAUUUUUUGGAAAAAAACGACAUGUGUGCCUAAAGGCGAUAAAAAAUCGCCAGCCCUCUGUGCUUCUGGGUUUCAGUAUGUCUGAACUUAAAAAUGUAAAGCACAGUUUGAGUUUAAAAUAUAAACCGCAAGAUCUGUAAAAAUGCUUUAUAGUUUUAAAAAGAAUCAUAAUUGCAUACUUCUCAGUUUAGCAAUUUAUUACUUUGGUUUAAUUUCUUUUAACUUACAAACUGACCUUUGCAGCGUUACAGUAGUACACAAAGCCUCGUUCACAUUUUUCUGUGUUAUUGAAGAAAGCAGCAGUGAUCAUAGAACUGAGGAAGGUAGAUCCUUCAAAUUUUCAGCUCCGGAAUUUGUUUUAGCUUUAUUUUUCUUUUGUGGAGUAGGUUUUUCCCUGCCUGCCCCCCUCCAUUAGGCUUUUAUACCACAUGUAUUGUCUUUCCUGAUUAAAAUUUAUUUUUUGUCAGCAAUGUCAAUCUCUCCCUCAAAAAAAGAAAAAAAAGAGUGGGGGGGGGCAUAAUGUUGGUUUAAAAUAUCAAGACAAACUAAAUGAGAAAACAGAUCGAAUUAAAAGUAUUGGUUUAAAUUUCUUUAAACUCCUAUUUUUUUUUUCUUUUAUCCUCUAAGGAUUGUGGUAUUUAACUUCCUCCUCGUAACCCACCCAAAAAAGCUAGGUUUAUUUUAGCAAUAAUAAAAUUUAUGCAGCAAUUUUUUCCUUAAAAGAAGAGUACAUGUGCCAAUUACAGUUUCAGUGAUGCCCAGUAGCUAACCAUCUAUAUAUUUUUGGGAGGGAGGCAGGUUCCUCUUAAGCUACUGGAAUUAGGUGAUUUACACUGGCUGUGACUUUAUCCCAUUAAAAAAUAACUCUCUCUAUUUCAAAGGGAUUGCUUACUGUCACUUCGUAGAUAUGGGACACUCUCCAGUUGCUAAAUUGGUACAAUUUCAAAGCCUGUUGACCACUUAUUGCAAACGGUGAAGUAGUUUUAGAGAAGUAUCAAAUUACUUUGAUGCAUCUUGACCUCAUGUGACUUUUUAUUCACAUAUCCUUCCUUACUUGUUGAGAUCUCAGUCCAAGCAAUACUGAAGUCAAUGGGAAUGUGUCUAUGCUAACUCGAAUGUGUGUUGAUUAGGGUAUUGAGUGAAUACAUACCCCUUUUAAUAACCAAUGAGAAAUUUAGCUUAAACCACUCUCCUUUCAUAAACAGUCAGAAAGCAGUUGAAGCUAGGAGUGGAUGGAAUGGUAAUAUGGCACCUUUCGCCUGUAUGUCAUUGAUUCAAAUGGGACUUCCAUAUGUGAUGAGUACACAUUCUUGCCAUCUGACAAAUAGUUAAUGGUUUCUAUGAAAUUAAUUGGUCUCAAACUAGUUUCUAGUGAACAAGCGUCUACAUCACAAAAAGUACCUCCUGAACUGCCACUCUUGGUAAGUGAAAGUCAAAGGAUUGAGUGGGUUUGGUGAUUAAACUACCUUUAAAGUGAAUUAGGGAUGUGAUUUGUGGCCAUUUGCAUUACCACUGCUAUACCUACUAUUUGGAUAAAUGGGGGGCUUUGGUUUAAUCAGAUUGUCAGUUUGGCACCUUCCAAAAAUCACUAAAAUUACUUUGCCAAACGAGGCCAAUAACAGAGGCCAUCCAAAGCAAAUAUUACAAGUGAUCUGUCCUACCACUGAACUUGUACUGAUGACUUUAAACAAAGGCAAGAAGAAUAAUGUGCUUGGUGUGAUUAAUUUAGGUAAUAAAAAAGUCAGCCUUUUCCUAGUCAACAAAUUGUCAUCCCAUACCAGAGUUUUGUGUUUAUUAACUUGCAUGUAAAUGUAACUUUACAUUGAACAUUUCAAGCAGUUGUAUAACUGGGCAUGACUUACUGUAACCAUAACUAUCAAAGGAAAAGCUUGCUGCCUUCCUAUUUGAGCUUCUACAAACUUUAAAAUAUCUGUAUUUUGGAUUAAAAGCGUGGUAUUUUCCUGUUUUUGAAAAAACGGUGAAGUGUUCUCAUAUACUUACCAAUCCAGUAAUUUUUGUUUAAAUUGUAAAAUACAAAAAGAAAAUCCACAAUAAAAUUGAACCUAGUCAUGUAAUGCGAAGACUGAACAAAAAUCCUGUAAGGGAUUAUUAUAUUUUUGAGAGUGGGAGUUGGGGGGGGGAGGAUAGAUCAACAGGACCUAAAAACAAUAAGAAAAAUGUGAUGUGUCCUAAAAGAUAUUAGAGGAUCCUAAUCUGACUUAUGAUUUGGCUGAGUUUAAUUUGUGAACCAGUCUGGAGAGUUUAGGGGGAUUUAAAAAAAUACUUAGAGUUCUUGACUUGGAAAAAGAAAGUCAGUAGGCUCUAUACACUAUGGGCAAGAAUCAUCUCCGGUGUGAUACCAUUCAUGUCAAUGGAGUUACACGAGGGAUUUGACACUAGAUCUACAAGACCACUUAAGAUGAGUGGUUUAAGGUACUGUUUAUAUAUUACAAAUAAUGUUUCUUAUUGGGAGAGAACUAAGAAGUGAUAUUAAGAGUUGAUUCUUGGUGGAGGAAACAAUCUAGUUUUACCAGUUUUCUUUAUUGUACGCUGUCCAGGGACAAUGUUAAACAUUUUAUCUAUUUGGCUUUUGAUUUCACAGUUUCAAAUAAACCAACUUUUUAACUUUU